This is a messenger RNA of Cucurbita pepo subsp. pepo (vegetable marrow), 1185 nucleotides long. Lineage: Eukaryota; Viridiplantae; Streptophyta; Magnoliopsida; Cucurbitales; Cucurbitaceae. The record is from RefSeq and is a predicted model, not a curated record.
CUCAAGACAAUUUAAUGGAAUUCAGUCCAUAUGUGUUGGUUGGCUCUUUAGUUUGAAAUGGGUAGCUCUAUUAAGAGAGUUUAGCUGGGUUAGGCCCUCGAAUCAAGAAGCAAUAUCAGCAAUAAUUCUGCCAAAAGAAUCUACUUUCUUCUCUUUCCUACGCUUCAAGUUCACAUGGAAACUGACAAAAUAUCUUCACAUGUCUUUGUUUCUUGUGAAAAUGUUAAAUGGCCUUUACUUUUUGCCUUUACUUCAGUUAUAUCCCUACCCACCAACUGCUGAAGCAGUGAAGCUCGUUGCUUACAUUACUACCACUACUACUCCCACCCUUCAUUACAUAUCCUGAUAUGCAUUGAACAUCAGAGGGGACUUCUUUCAAAGAGGAAAGAAACAGAAGCUUCUCUCUUGUUCCAACAGUUAGCCAUGAAUCUCUUUCUACUCUUUAUCUUAGCUUUCUUGGUUCCAAGUUCCCUUCUAUUGGGAAUUCAGGCUUCUCAUUCCCACCGAACAAGAACAUUUUCUCAGAUUACUGUCAUGGGCCUUGUUUAUUGUGACACUUGCUCCAACAACUCCUUCUCCAAACACAGUUACUUCUUAUCAGGUGUAGAAGUUCGAAUCAGCUGCAAAUUCAAAGCAGAAACGCCGCGUACGGCGGAGCAGAUAGCAUUCUCAGUGAACAGAACAACAAACAAAUACGGAGUUUACAGAUUGGAAAUACCUUCGGUGGACGGAAUCCGAUGCGCAGAGGAUUCAGAGAUAGCGUCGUUCUGCCAAGCCAGUUUGAUCGGAAGUCCAUCGUCGUCUUGCAACGUCCCUGGAUACAGAACCACAUCGGAAGAAAUUUCGAUCAAAUCGAGAGAGGCAAACAUUUGCAUUUACAGCUUAAAUCCGCUCAAUUACAGGCCAUCAGCUAGAGAUGAUACCUUGUGUGGAAAUUAGUCGAACGAUGAAGAUGAUUACCUUUUGAUGAAGCUUCCUUUUGCCUCGCCCAAAUUUGUCGCCAUGGAUUGAACAAAAUUGUACAGUUUUGGAAGGAAUCAAAGCUCUCGUCUCUCUCAAUCUCUUUGCAAUUUAGACCUUGAAAAAUAUUUGCAUGAUUUAUAUAUCCUCCACUAAAAUGUCAAAAGUUGAACUAACAUUCAUAUUUGCAGUUUAGUCCUUCCCCAAUGUGAAAAUUUUCACUAU